AUGAAGCACGCGCGGGGGGAAAGCCUGCUCGUGAAAUUGGGGAACUGCUCCACCCCAGGCACGACCAGCAGUAGUGAUAGGAGUGAAGAAUGCAGCGACGAUUGCAAUAACCGGGGUAGCAGCCGCGGAGAACAUAGCUCCUCUGGGGCAUCGCUGCAUGACGAGGUCGAGCGCACCAUGGUGAGGAAGUACAUCAAAGGGAUGAAAAAAUAUAAAGAGAAAAAUGAAUUUUACCACUUCAAAAAAUACUUAGCAGAAAGUAACGUCUUUUUUGUAUUCGUGGACUUGUUUGUGAAGCUGAUACGGAACAGGGAGAGAGUGGAAAAUCCCUACGACUACGUCAUGAAGUACUUUGGACAAAGAAGGCACACCUCAGAGGACGACGCUCCCAGGAGACAUUUAAUCAAUGAAAAUAAAAAGUAUAGAAUAGAAAAUGAGCAGCUGGUUGGGAAAAUAAACGAGCUGCUUGUCCAGUUGGAAGACCUGCGCAAGAGAGAUACCUGCGAUUUUAUUGCAAACUGGUUUUUCAAAAACGGCGAUGAGCAGCGUGGCUCGUCUGAUCUGUUUGGGAAGGAGUUUAUGGGCAUGGGUCAUAAUGGGGAAAAUGACCCAAGUGGACACAGCACCCGGAACAACCCGAACGGGCUGCAUGGCCACGGAGACUAUAGCGAACCCCCUCACUUUGUAUUCACUCGAGACACAUUUUAUCUCUUUCUGAGUUUCCUGGACGAUUCCACCAGAACGCAACUUCGUGAGGUGCUGACGGGGGGGUCCACCCAUGCAGGGAGAUCUACCCUGUGGGGGGAGAUACACAAGGGAUUGUGUGUGUUUGUAAAUGACUACUUGUCUUUGGAGAAGCUGGGUGAGAAGGGGGCUCACAAAUCGAACAGGGAGAAGCAUGGCGGAGAGUAA
This is a messenger RNA of Plasmodium fragile, 912 nucleotides long. RefSeq lists its product as uncharacterized. The transcript has a single exon. Lineage: Eukaryota; Apicomplexa; Aconoidasida; Haemosporida; Plasmodiidae. The record is from RefSeq and is a predicted model, not a curated record. The coding region runs from base 1 to 912 and encodes 303 amino acids.